Molecule: messenger RNA, 4397 nt
Organism: Porites lobata
Lineage: Eukaryota; Metazoa; Cnidaria; Anthozoa; Scleractinia; Poritidae
Source: the annotation of a GenBank genome assembly
GAUCUCUUGGAAUAAGCUGUUGAACUGAUCGGCAGUGUUUCUCACUGGUUUCUAAAUAACUGCAGUAGGCGAAGUAAGUUGUAUUGUUUUCUCUCUUGCAUGAAUUAGCUUAAUGGCACUAUAGUGAGACGAACAUUUGUUGCUCGAUGCGGUUUAAUACGUCCGUAGUAUUAAACAUUAUGAAAGCAUCUUGUUAAUGUAGUAUUAAAAAUUUUAUCACCCACACUAUCGGAAUACUUAAACACACAGUGAAAUUUCCUUGUUUAUAAAAUAUUCGAGAUUGAAUUUUAAUAUUUCGGUCUCUGGUGCCUCUGCUCGCAGGUAAUUGAUUAUGGAUGAACUUGCCGUAAAAAGAUUGCAAUUCCACAAAGUUCGGCCGUAUUCUUCCUCGACCGAAAAGAAUUAAAAACCAAACGGAAAAGAGGAUACUCUUUAGAAAGAAAUACUACAAUUCAGUAAAGUUUUAACCUUUGUGAUGAUUUCACCGGGUAAAGAAGAGCUUUCUGUGUGCCCUUGAGUGACCUUUGAUGAAAAGGGUCUUCAAACCCCCUGAUUGAUUAUGUAACACAUGGUCAUACCACGCCGUCACGUUAAAACUAAUUUACUAUUCCAGUAUCUGACCGAUAGUUUGUCAUGCGCGCGGCAUGAACAGAGAGCUCAAGGAUUUUCAAUUCACCUUUAGCACAGAAUUGAAUAAAUAACUUUUCGAUAUUUUGAACAAGUUUUCAACUGCGGCCAGAUAAAAACUUGGAAGUUUGAAGAAGGGAUUUAUUGACUUCAAAAAACAAACAAACAAGCAAAUACAGUAAUAAGAUUGCAUAACAGCAGUUAACAGGGUUGUGGGCUCGCUCCUGUGCAUAUUAAUUACUUAACUAUUUGCCGUAGUAUUCUAGACUAUGUAACACUUCUUGAAGUGUCAAUGCACAGUCACUGAGCAUAUGAAGAAUUAACUUGUUCCAGGCUCCUAGGAAAUCGGGUCCGAGAAACUGAGAAAGUGUGAACACGAAUAUGUGGGGCUUAGUCCCGGAGGGGGGGUACUUUAGGAAUUUCUGGGUGGGGAUGUGCCGCUGGGACCCUGGAACCCAUAACCUGUACCAGAGCUACUUCAGCUGAAUUUUACUACCCUAUACUAGAGUAAACUCCCCAAAUCCCCCCUGUCCUAGAGUAGCUGUUUCCCUAGUCUAGAUAAAAUCUUCAACCAACUGAUCAGUUUCCUAAAAAAUGAUACCCUAUUCUAGACCCAAACGCUCUGAUUUAUAUACCCUAUCCUAGAGUAAACUGCUUGAAAACCAUACCCUUCACAGCGGCACAUACCUAUAUAGCCCAUAUAUGGCAGUGCCCCCCCCCCGGGGGGGGGGCUUACUACUGUACUGUAGGCAGGGCACCCAACGGCAAUUUUCGGGAAAAUAUCUGUUCGGAAGACGAUUUGAGAACUAGAAUUUUCGGAACAUUUGUUGUAAAAUUUCUUGCUUGCCUGCCUCUCCUAGGAGUUUCGAACAUCUACAAAAUGGUAUAAUUACCCAUUUUAAACGGAUAUUUACCCUAAAAAAGGCCACCUAGAAUUUUCGGGAGCCUUUUCCUGGCUGAAAUUUUCGAAAAGCUAAGUUUUGAUCCCUAUAAUUUUCGGAUCACUAGACUUUCAGCUAGGAAAUCCGAACAGAUGAAAAAUUUUUAGGGGAUAAAAAUAUGCCUAUAUCUACCUUUUAAAUACUAAAAUACAUUCAACAAUGCUAUGUUAAGUGGUUUUGAACUAUAUCCUCGUUGGGUGCUCAUGUGUAGGGUUCGCAUAGUCUUGAAAAGUCCUUGAAUUUUAGGGGGAGUCCUUGAAAAGUCAUUAAAUUUUCUUCAACUUUGAAUGUAAUGGCCUGAAAAGGAUUUUUAAUGCAUUUUGGUUUUCCAAGACAGAAUAUAAAUCAUAGCUCAAAGAAGUUAUUGGUGAUUUACAUACAGCGUCUUUCGUUUUAUGCAAGAAUUAACUAUAUAAAUUUAAGACAAGUGAACUGACAAAUGUUGCUGAAGCAAACAGUUAAGCCUUAAAGUGCGUUUAAAAUGGACCGGGAAUGUGCUUUUUUUUUGUACAGUGUGUGAAAUUACAUUCCUGGUAGGCGGUCCAUGAAACCUGAAAAGUCCUUAAAAAAUGGUCGCAAUUUUUUGCAUGAACCUGUGUACAUGUAUGACGUGAUCUUCCAGGGGGGCUACUCGGGAUUUCAAGUGACGGGGAUAAUCGGAGGAUUUUUUUGGGUUUAACAUUUUCCAUUCCGGGAGUUUUUUUGGUAUGAAAAUUUGGCUUGGGUAGCUUGACUUGAGUAGGGAUUUUUUGGGGGUAUUAAAAAGAAUCAGAUGAGAAAAAGGAUAUAUUCAGAUGGUAUGAUGAAUAAACAAACACGAGUGUUCAAUUUCCAAUGUUUUUCUUUGUGUUAUCGCAUUUCCCCUUUCUAGAACACUUAAGGGCCACAAAAUCGGCAUGGGAUAUUUUUGGGGUGAAUUUUUGGUCCAGGGAUUUUUUGGAUUUUGCUGGAAGCCCUAGGGAUUUUUUUGGGUCUUGACUUUUAGUAGUCUCCUUCGCAGCCGUUAUUAGGGUCGUCACUCGUCACGCAACGCUCCUCCCCACUAGUGGGGAGGAGCGUUGCGUGACGAGUGACGACCCUAAUAACGGCUGCGAAGGAGGCUAGACUUUUAGCUCCAUUCGAUCAUCCCCGUCACUUGAAAUCCCGAGUACCCCCCUGGGCGUGAUCUUGGCCUGCCACUAAGUAGUCUCCCUCGGGGCCGGUUUUUUGGAUGUCACGCAAGGCUUUGCGUGACAUGCAAAAAACGGCUGCGAGGGAGACUAGCCACUAAGUGACUCUGUGGUUAUAUUUUAAACUGUAGCUUAUGAUUCUACUCGGCAAAAUGGUUAAUCAACCCUUGGACCCUGAUCGUUCCUUUUAAGAAAUAUUUACAGCGCAGGCAAUUUGCAACCUUUAUACCUAAAAUUCUCUUUUUUUCUAGACAGACUAAAAAGAGGCACCAUGGCACCAAACAUUGCUCAUCGAAAGGCUGCAGUUGUAACGGAAUCAGGGGAAACAUUCUCCAAGGGGGCGGAAAAGAAAACUUUUAUCACCGAGCAGACGCUCAAAGAGCACAACGGCGUGAAUGGAUCUCCUUCAUGGAUAGCAAUCAAGAACAAAGUUUACGACGUAACAGGAUUUGGUCGGGAGCAUCCCGGCGGAAGUAUCAUCUUCACCCAUGCGGGGCUGGAUGCAACGGACGUGUUCAAUGCUUUCCACCCUGCAUCUGUUUACAAAUGGCUGCCUCGGUUUUAUGUUGGAGAACUGGUGAGAGAUCCCUGCUCCGAUCCCUCUGAUGCCAAAAAGGAAAUGGAAUAUAGACGGGAUAUUACAGAGAUGAAAUCAGAGCUGUUGAAAGCGCGCGCAUUUCAAUCUUCUAAGCUGUAUUACGCCUUCAAGGUAGUAUCAAAUGCUGCAAUACUUGCCGCAGCCAUUGCUGCCAUUAAAGUGCUCAAUGGCAUGACCGGAGCAGUAAUAGGCGGUGUUCUUCUCGCUCUCUUCUGGCAGCAAUGUGGAUGGCUUGCCCACGAUUUUCUUCAUCAUCAAGUGUUUACUAAUCGCUUCUAUAACAAUCUUGCUGGGCUGGGUGUCGGGAACAUCUGGCAGGGUUUCUCUACUUCUUGGUGGAAAAUGAAGCACAAUCACCAUCACGCUUCACCAAAUGUGGUACAUACCCAGGCAGGUGGCGAUCCUGAUAUCCUGACAAUGCCAUUGCUGUUAUGGUCUGAGAAGAUCAUUGAAGGCGACUCCGAAGAGCUGAAGGAUCUUCCCAGAUUCUUGAUCAGACAUCAGAAGUUCUUUUAUUUGCCGCUUUUAGCUGCUGCGCGUUUAUCGUGGCUGCUGCAGUCCCUAAUGUUCCAGCUUGAACCCGUUCACCAGUUUGUUGGGGGCCUACCGAUGAAGAUCGCAGAGAUAGUCACUAUUGGUAUCCAUUACGUUGCAGUGGUGUAUAUCACGUUGCUAUUAGAAACGGCUGCCUCACGAAUCGUCUUCUUGUUAGUCUGUCAGUCACUCGGGGGCCUGUUCAUCGCUGUUGUGUUUACUGUCGGUCAUAACGCCAUGCACAUCUUCACAACCGAGGAAAUGAAAAACACUGACUUCGUCCGCCUACAGGUUCGCUCCACGCGUGAUAUCACGCCUACGGUAUUCAACAUGUGGUUCAGCGGUGGUCUUGCAUAUCAAGUGGAACAUCAUAUAUGGCCGACCCUGCCACGUCAUAGCUUGCCUCUGGCGUCAAAGAUUCUUCAGAGAUUUUGUUCAAAGUACAAUAUUCCCUACACAGUCGAGGGACUGGUCAAAGGAAACUUAGCGGUUUGUAAGUUGUUAUCUGAUGUCGGUAAAGAGUUUUAG